AUGGCAGACGGGGUGCUGAGCGCUGGCGUGAACCUGGAGGCCUCCCAGGCUAUUGCCGCCAUCCAGGCGCCACGCUCCAGCAUGAAAAGGGUCUUUGACUGCCGGAAGGAUGGCAUGCGGAACAAGGAGACGCUGGAGGGAUGCGAGAAGGGCUUCAUGGCCGCCUUCCAGGAGAGCCUGCACUCCGUCAGCCGUGAGCUGGAGUGUCUGAGCAGUCCAGUUGGUGAACUGUCCAAGAACCGUCCCUUGCACAACAGUGGACUGUUGAGCCUAGAUCCUGUUCAGGACAAAAGACCUCUUUACAGCGAACUUCUUCAAGCCUACAAACGGUCAAAUAAGUUGCAGUACCAUGCAGGGCUAGCAGCUGGCCUUUUGAGCCAGCAGUCUUUGAGACGGUCAGCCAACCAGAUGGGAGUAUCUGCAAAACGCAGACCAAAAGCCCAGGCAACAACUCUCAUCUCACCUCCUCAAUAUGUCGAUGAUGUGAUCAGUCGCAUUGAUAGGAUGUUCCCUGAAAGGACUAUCCAGCUAUCCCGGCCAAACGGGACAAUGCUUCUAGUUACCCUAGGAAAAGUGCUAAAACCGAUAGUGGUGAUGUGGAGCCUCUUCAUUGACCCGACAAUAGUAAAAGGCUACAAUGAAAAUGUCUAUACCGAAGAUGGCAAGCUUGACAUAUGGUCCAAAUCCAACGAUCAGGUUUUUCAGAAGGUGAUGGAUCAUGCGACCACUGCUCUAUUGCCCUGCCAGCUGCCUUGGAUGCCCAAUGUCAUAGUCAGGUCUUUCAUGACCUGGUUAAGAAGUUACAUAAAGCUGUUCCAGGCUCCAUGCCAGCGCUGCAGGAAGUUCCUGCAGGAUGGCCUGCCGCCUGUGUGGAAGGAUUUCCAAACACUUGAAGCUUUUCAUGACACUUGCAGGCAAUAG
Molecule: messenger RNA, 921 nt
Organism: Cygnus olor (mute swan)
Lineage: Eukaryota; Metazoa; Chordata; Aves; Anseriformes; Anatidae
Product: mediator of RNA polymerase II transcription subunit 27-like
Biological process (GO): regulation of transcription by RNA polymerase II
Cellular component (GO): mediator complex
Molecular function (GO): transcription coactivator activity
Source: RefSeq, a predicted model, not a curated record